UUUUUGCCUUUAGAGCGACAGUGGUGCUGCUGCUGAGCCUUAGCACAGUGUGUGUGUGUGUAGAUGGUGGACUGUUCCCGGUGAAAAAACAGCGACCCCCGGCCGCAUUAAAAUGCCUCAUCGCCGCGUAUAAACGGGCGAAACUCCGCGGAGGGGAGCGAGUCAGGUCUCCAGGAAGGUUUAGAGGAAAAUAAAGGCAGGAUGUUGCAAGUUUUAGCUUGUGGCGCCGUAGUUUUUCCCGGUCUCUUUUUCGCAUUCAGGAGAAUCCUGCCUUGUGUGUUCAAACACUGGAACGAUGCCGACGUGGUGCUGGUCAGCGAGAGGCUGGUGUCCUCCAUCCAUGCCAUCAUGGCAACUACGGCAGGAGCCAUCGUUGUGUCAUCAUGCCGGGACAGCGUCGUUAACGACAGGCACUGGCUGGCCACCUACUUUGUCAUCUGGUACGGUGGGCCGUACAUGACAUACGACAUCAUCGCCAUGUACCUAAGUCACUUCCACCGCUUCCGCGUCAAAGGGCACGAGGACUACAAGCAGCAUUCACUGAGGACCAUAAACUCCUUCAUCCGCAGAGAGUUCCUGCUGGUGUUGCAUCACAUCGCCCUGCUCACAAUCCUGCUGCCUGUCACUCUGUUCUUCAGAAGGGACCAGGGGGAUUUCUUCAUCGGCUGCUUGUUUUUAACAGAGCUCAGCACACCCUUUGUCUCCCUGGGGAAGAUACUUAUUCAGCUCAGCCUCCAGAACUGCUGGCUGCACAAGGCCAAUGGCGGUAUGGUACUGCUCACCUUCUUCAUGUGCCGCAUCGCCCUCUUCCCCUACAUGUACUGGGUGUACGGCCGCCACUACGGCAUCCCGCUCUACAGCGUGCCCUUCCACCUGCCGCUGUCCACCAACCUGGGCAACUUGUGCAUCCUGGCGCCGCAGGUCUACUGGUUCGUCCUUCUUUGCAGAAAGGGCUUUCGUCUGUACCAGCGUAGCCGUAUGCCAGACUCGUCUCCGGCGACCCCUGUCACUGACAAUCCCAAGGAUGAUUGAUAUCCAUUUCACAAUUGCUCGCUCAAGCCGCACACUCAGCUACUAACGCAACUACUUCUGCAAAGGCACUAGUUUGACUUAACACAUUUCAAAUCCCACCAUUGAACUGUAGUACACCAGGACUGCCUGCUCUUGUCCCACAACCCCUGGGCAUUUUCCGCACACUUUAAAUCCUCUGUUUCAAAAUCUGCUGCCUGUGUGGACCUGUCCACCAAUCCAGCUCAACUACUGAAGUUUGAUGAUUUCCUUUUUUUUUUUUUUUUUUUUUUUUAUGUCUUUUUUUUUUUUUUUUGUCUUUUGGGAAUUUGGCUCUUGCCUGGAUCCUUCUGAAGUGCUACACUGCUUCUGUCAACAUUUACAACACUGAAGAAAGGUCGUGUUUGCUUCACUGCGGGUAAACUAUGGAGUGAAAGAGCUCCCAUAGAGAGACAUUAUCUUAUCGCCUACUCCUACCGUGUUUACAGCCUCUGCUGAUUUGGAUGGUCUGUUACAGUGUAUGUGUGAGUGGUUGUUACGACAGGUUGUAUUUAUUUUAAUGAUUUUACUGCACUGUGUCGGAUAGUUGCGCUUCCUCUCCCAUCGAUUCACUCAUCACACUGACGAGAAGAAUUAGGAAAAGUGGUGGGUGGGUUGCAAGUUCAGGCAGUAUUAGGAAUAAUUGUGAAGAAUACAUGUCACCUCAUUUGCAUUUGAGAGCUUAAAACAGCUAAAUUUGUUACCACCCAGUUAAUGUGACGCCCCCGUCCUGUUCAUUUUGUUCAUAGUUUCCAUACAGCAUGUUACCGGUUGUUUUCUCCUGUUAAGUCACUGAGAUCUGUUUGUUAGGCUACAGAGAAGGGGG
This is a messenger RNA of Etheostoma cragini (Arkansas darter), 1873 nucleotides long. RefSeq names its product TLC domain containing 3A (gene tlcd3a). Gene Ontology annotation, biological process: lipid homeostasis. The record is from RefSeq and is a predicted model, not a curated record. The transcript is spliced from 5 exons. NCBI's taxonomy places the organism in Eukaryota, Metazoa, Chordata, Actinopteri, Perciformes, Percidae. Gene Ontology annotation, cellular component: membrane; endoplasmic reticulum. Bases 202 to 1032 code for a protein of 276 amino acids.